Aspergillus mulundensis is the source of this 756-nucleotide messenger RNA. Its product is annotated as pyridoxamine 5'-phosphate oxidase family protein. Lineage: Eukaryota; Fungi; Ascomycota; Eurotiomycetes; Eurotiales; Aspergillaceae. The coding region runs from base 1 to 756 and encodes 251 amino acids. The record is from RefSeq and is a predicted model, not a curated record. The transcript is spliced from 2 exons.
AUGCCAAAAUUCUAUCCGUCCAUCUCCCCUGAUCUUCGCGACUGGGCGCUGGGCCAGAAAGUGUUCUUCACGGCCUCUGCCCCUCUCCGUGGCCGCCAUAUUAACUUGUCCCCCAAAGGUCUCCCUGAUGCUUCAUUUGCCAUCCUAGGCCCAAACGAAGCAGCAUACGUCGACGCUACUGGAUCUGGUGGUGAGACCAUCAGCCACCUCCGCGAAAAUGGCCGCAUCACCAUCCUCUUCUGCUCCUUCGAUGCAGCUCCCCGUAUCCUACGAUUCUUCUGUACCGGUUCUGUAAUUGAAUGGAGCGAUCCUGACUUCGGACCAUACCUCAAGCGCAUGGGAGGGAAGAGCCUAGUGGGGGCGCGUGCCAUCAUCCGGCUGGAUGUUUUCAAGGUACAAACCUCAUGUGGUUAUGGUGUCCCACAACUAUCCUUAGCUUUUGACGAGGAAACGAACGAACCACGGCCGUAUUUCAAAGACCGAGAAACUCUGAGCAACUGGGCCAGCAAGAGAGUGGAAGCCGGUGAAAUGCGUGCCUAUCAGGAAGAAUGGAACAGUCGUAGUUUGGACGGGCUACCCGGCCUCCGAACAGCUCUGCAGGACAAGGGUCAGAGUGUGCAGCUGGCUAACCUGAGCAACUGGACUCAUUACCACCGGGACGAUAUUGAAUUGGUCAAGACAUCUGCGCUGCUGUUAUUUGUUGCCAUGGCGAUUCUCCAAUGGGCUGGAUACGUUGAUUUUUAUUUGAACCAUUAG